Molecule: messenger RNA, 4709 nt
Organism: Ahaetulla prasina
Lineage: Eukaryota; Metazoa; Chordata; Lepidosauria; Squamata; Colubridae
Product: lysosomal acid lipase/cholesteryl ester hydrolase-like
Exons: 10
Coding region: 321-1526 (401 amino acids)
Biological process (GO): lipid metabolic process
Molecular function (GO): hydrolase activity, acting on ester bonds
Source: RefSeq, a predicted model, not a curated record
CUCAAUGAGGAGAGAAGAGAUCAAAGCAGCAACAUUCUAUUAAACUUAUUGCCAAACAAGGGAAUAAAUCCCUUGGUUAGGGAUAGCUGACCGUAUCCUUAUUUAAGAAGCAGUUCUGAUGCAUGCUGCUUUUCCUGGGUCUGGGAAACAAUGACUGAUUUCUAGCUCUGAUAUGAUACUUGUGUGUGGCUUCUGUCUGUGUAAGAGACCAUGGAUCUCUGAUCUUUCGACUGGACGACAACCCUGACUUGAUUCUUGGACCCUGGAUUGGAUUUAGACGCAUCUUCUGCCUGCUUCUAUUAAAAACAAGCUUUUUCAGGAUGAAGAUGAGGAGUUUCAUCAUAAUGGCUUAUUUAUGCCAUGGAAUGCUCAGCUUGGAAGAACUGGAAACUUCAGAAAGACUUGACACUAACUAUAAUGUGGACCCGGAGUGUUUUAUGAAUAUUAGUGAAAUUAUUAGUUUUCAUAACUAUCCAAGUGAGGAAUAUCAUGUUGAAACAGAAGAUGGAUAUAUACUUACCGUUAACAGAAUACCACACGGAAGGUACAAUGGGGCAAAUAAAGCUGCACGACCUGUUGUGUUUUUCGUACAUAGCAUCCUUGGAGAUGGUUCCCACUGGAUUUCUAACCAGCCCCACAACAGUUUCGGUUUCAUAUUAGCAGAUAAUGGUUAUGAUGUUUGGCUUGGAAAUAGCAGAGGAAACACCUGGUCUUCAAAUCAUAAGACACUGAAGCCAUGGCAGAAGGAAUUCUGGAGCUUUAGUUUUCAUGAGAUGGGAUACCAUGACAUUCCAGCCAUCAUAAACUUUAUCCUGAACAAAACCAAACAGCAGCAGCUUUAUUAUGUGGGCCAUUCAGAAGGCACAACGGCUGGUUUCAUCUCAUUCUCUUCUUGGCCAGAACUGGCUGAAAGAAUUAAGGUCUUUUUUGGAAUGGGACCUAUAGCCACACUAACAUAUGCUACAAGUCCUCUAGUAACAAUCUGGGCCCCUCCUCUGCUAAUAAACACACUGUAUGGCUACAAAGGAUGUUGGCAAUAUCCCAGCAGUAUGAGAAAGCUUAUGGUUGCGGUUUGUAAUUUUCAACCUAAACUCUGUGGAUUUUUACUGUCCUUUAUAGCUGGUGCUAACACUCCCAAUUACAACAUGAGUCGUAUGGAUGUGUAUAUGGCACAUUCUCCUGCUGGAACAUCUGUACAAAAUCUUCUUCACUGGAAACAGCUCUAUAAUGAAAAGGUGUUUCAAGCAUAUGACCAUGGCACUAAGGAAAAGAAUAUGGAGAAAUAUAACCAGGUGACUCCUCCUGUAUACAAGAUAGAAGAUAUAAAAAUACCCGUUGCGCUCUGGUCUGGUGGAAACGACUUAUUUGUGAACAUAAAAGAUAUCCAGGCAUUACUAGCACGGCUUAGUAACGUCAUAUAUCACCAGCAUGUUCCUGAAUGGCAACAUCUAGAUUACAUUUGGGGACUUGAUGCACCUGAGGUUAUGUACAAGCGUAUCAUUGAGAUAAUGAAAAGAUAUCAGUGAUUCCUCAGCAGUGAUUUACAGAGAAAGCAUAUUGUAUGAUGACAAUUUAAAAACACACCUUUAGGCUGUUUUGAAAUCUUUUUUGAAAUUUUUUUUAAAUUUUCUUUUAAGACAAAACAAACAUAAAAACAUUUUCAAUCCGAAUAUUGUGCAUCGGCAGGGUGAUUACAAAUCUCUUGUGCCUUUAUAAUUUACAAAUAUCCUUAAUUUAACUAAAUUUAUAUCGUCAUCAACUUGUAUCCAGAACUUAAAUUAACCAAUGGGUAUAACCUUUAUUUUUCUCAUUCCAUAUGCAUAUCCUCUAAUAAGUAUUUUAUCUGGUAACAUCAUCAAUUCUAUCAUUCUACGCCAUUCCUUUAAUAUUUCAAUUAAUAAUAUUUUUUCUCCAAUCUUUGUUAACAUAUCUUCCCUUCUAGCCAUUGAUAAAAUAUAUCCCAUAUCUUAUAGUAUUGCUUUUCUUCCUGUUCUCUUAUUUCAAAUGUCAAUUUACUCAUUUCAGCACAUUCCAUUAUUUUCCUAAUUAUUUCAUUUUGCAAAGGUAUUUUCUCACUUUUCCAAUUUUUGGCAAACACUAUUCUAGCUGCUGUUACAAUAUUUACCAUCAAAUAUUUCACUUCUCUAUUAUAAAUUUCUGGUAUGAUCCCAAGUAGAAAAACUUCUGGUUUAAAAUCUAUGUGCUCUUUAAUAAUUUUUUCCAACCACGUGUGUAUUUUAGUCCAAUAUCUUUUAGCUUUCACACAUGUCCACCAUAUGUGGUAAUACGAUCCAGGUAACUGAUGACAUUUCCAAUGUUUUUCGGAUUUGUCCUUGAACAUUCUAGCAAUUCUUGUUGGGGGUAAAUGCCAUCUAUAAAACAUCUUAUACAAAUUCUCUUUAUAAGUCGUAGACAUUGUCAUCUUAUAAUUAUAUGUCCAUAAUUUUUGCCAUGUCUCUAAAUCAAUCCCAUGCCCAAAAUUCUUCCCCCAAGCAAUCAUUGUUUCCUUGACUUGUUCUUCUUCUAGUUUAAUCUCUAAAAGUUAUCCAUGCAACUUUGUAAUUAAUUUGUCAUCAGUUCCUGUUAAAAUUUUAUCAAAGCUAGUCAAGUUGCUAUAAAAACCUUCUGUCUUGGAAUCUUUCUCAUAUCUAGAAUGUAUUUGCAAGUAAGAAAACCAAUUCAUCUUUAUAUCUUCACUUUCCAAUUCCUGCAUUGUUUUAAGUUCUCCUUUCUCAUUUAACAAUUCUUUAUAUCUAACAAUUUGUUCCUUUCUAAACAUGAUUGUAUAUGAAAAAGCCUCAAUAGUUGAUACCCAAACUGGGAUUUUUUAAAAAUGGCUUUUCUUAAUUCUCUCCCAGUUUGAUAACAAAGCCUCUCUUUUAAAAUGUCUUCUAAAAUAUCCCUGCAUUUUAGCCUGUCCAUACCAUAAAAAAGCGUGCCACCCCAUUAACAAAUCAUGGCCUUCCAGAGUCAAUAUUGUUCCUUAGAUUUAUCCAUUCCUUGAUCCACAUUAAGUUUGCGGCUUGAUAAUAUAAUUCCCAAUUGGGUAACCCAAAUCCCUCUCUUGUUCUCACAUCUUGCAACAAUUUUAAUUUUACCCUCGCUUUUUUCCCUUGUCAUACAUAUCUCAAUAUCAUUUUAUUCAGUUCAUGAAAAAAAAAUUCCCCAGUUUAAUUGGAACUAUCUGGAACAGAUAUAAUAUUUUGGGCAGUAUAUUCAUUUUAAUCGUUGAAAUUUGUCCAAUCAAUGAUUACUGCAGAUUCUCCCAUUUUGCCAAGUCUGACCCAAUCUGCUGUUUGAGCUUAUCAUAGUUAUUCUCUUUCAAUGUACUACAUCUUGCAGUUAAGAAGAUCCCCAAAUUCUUAACUUCAUUCGUAAUCUGCAUCCCUGACCUUUCUACUAGUUCAGUUUUUUGUUUCUGUAACAUAUUUUUUGUUAAGAUUUUUGUUUUAUCUUUAUUUAUUUUCAAACCUGCAACUUCUCCAAAUUCUUUUAUUUUAUCUAUCAAUAUAUUUAUAGAUUCCAAUGAUAAAAUGAUAAAAACCAAUGAUAAAAACCAGAUCAUCAGCAAAUGCUUGUAAUUUGUAUUCUUCCUUUUGUAUUUUCAUACCUUUUAUUUCUCUUUCCUCUCUAAUAAUUCUAUUUAGUACUUCUAAUGUUAAGACAGACAGCAGAGGGGAGAGUGGGCAACCCUGUCUUGUUCCUUUUUCUAUUUGAAUCAAUUCUGUCAAUUCACCAUUUAUCAUUACUUUUGCAGAUUGUUUCUGAUAUAUAGCUUCUAUUGCCUUAAUAAAUUUUUCUCCAAAACCCAUCUGUUCCAUUUGUAAAAACAUAAAAUGCCAAUUAACAUUAUCGAAAGCUUUUUGUGCAUCAAGAAAUAUCAACACCAUCUGUUUCUCCAGAUGUGCCUCAUAAUAUUCUAAAGUGUCCAGUAUAAUUCUCAUAUUGUUUUUAAUGUGUCUCUUGGGCAGAAAGCCAUUUUGAUCAGAAUGUAUAAAGUCAUUCAAGUAUCUUUUCAGUCUUUUUGCCAAAAUUAAAGCAAAUAUUUUAUAGUCUGAAUUUAACAAAGAUAUGGGCCUAUAGUUUUUAACUUGUUGCAAAUCCAUGUCUUCUUUUGGGAUAAUAGUAUGCGACCUAUCCCUUGACACUACUCUUCGAUUCUUACUAUGCUACAGAGCCCCCGACUAUGACAUUACCCACGCAAAUAUGCUAACCUCAAUGCUAACAUGGACUACCUCUUGCCCAUACCCUCUUAUCUUCCUUGGUGACUUAAAUCUACCUCUCAUUAACUGGACAACCAAUGAAUGUUCAACUGACCCAAUCCAUACUACACUAUACAACGCUGUUACAAACCUAGGUCUUGAACAACUUGUAACUAACAAUACAAGACUCAACAACUGCCUUGACCUCAUCUUCUGCAACAAUCCAAACUCAAUUUACGGAAUACAAAUUAAAGAACCUUUUUCAAACAGUGACCACUGCAUGAUUGAUUUUCGUCUCAAUAUACGUCCAUACUUAAUUCGCCAUAACACCAGAACUCCCAACUACAACUUCAAGAAAGCCAAUUACGACCUUAUAAACAACGAUCUUUCACUUCUGAACUGGCAAAAUCUGUUUGCAACCUGCAUAACCGCUGAUGACCUCUAUAGAAUCUUCCUACUUGAAAUCAAUAGAGUCAUUAAAUUAUAUGUACCACGAAUGACCACCAU